AAUCAAAGUGGCCAAGGAUCUUCCACCUUUACCUGAUAAGUUUUCCCUGAGCUUUUACUUAUCUCUAACCCUUUCACCAUCUCAACAACCUUUUUACCAAUUUCUCCUGUUGAUCGCUCGACAUUAUCCACCUCAUCGUCCAUUUCAACUCGUCCAACAACAAACCAUGAGAAUGCCUGGUCGAACAGCACCUUCAAAGAGACGCCAUUCUGGCCCGACCCCAACCACCAACACACGACUCGCCCCAAACCCAAUCACUGAACGAAAGAGAGCUGCCAAGAACGCAAAACCACUGAAGGCCAUCUUCAAAGGCAAAUCUAUCUCUUCCGUUGGCCAUUUUGAGAACUGUGGCAAGAUUCUGGGAGCGGAAGACAUUACAAAUUAUGUCACGGCACACGGAGGUACUUAUGAGAGGGAAGUCAGUAAUGGUACGACACACUUGAUCUGCUCCAUUGAGGAGUACAAGAAGAGAAAUGCUCAAGUGCAACGAGCAUGGGCACUUGGAAAGGGAAGAUGCAGCAUCGUUGUGUUUGACUGGAUUGUCGACUGCACUACUAGGAAGUCAAAGAGCUGCCGUGCAGCAACAGGCUAUACCCUCGACCGAACCAUCAAACGUAUGCAAAAUGGCAAGACGAAUGAUAUAUCUUUCCGUGAGAAAUUCGAGGACGGUGUCCGUGCAUCGAAAGAACUGGUUGAUAAUCGACUUUGGCAUAUCUAUUAUGACAGAGAGGCAUUCGAAUACAAGGUGUUGCUCACUCGUAUCAAUUUCGGAACUCAGACAGGAAAGUCACUCAUUGAAAAGUAUACACUCUAUCUCUUUGAGUCCCACGCUUUCCCCCACUUAUACAUGUGCGGCGCGAAACUCUCCCGGUCCAACCGCCCAUGUACUUAUUACCGCGAGGCCUGCCACGCAAUGGAGUUCCGCGAUGCUUUCAAGCACUUCCAGCACUUCUUCAAAACCAAGACAGGAGUAGCAUGGGAUGAUCGACUCGAGAAAAGAAUCCCGACCCCUAUUGGCGCUAAUGCUGUCCUUCCUGGAACCGGUCAACUCGUGGAGAGGAAUUUCAUUUAUGCUCCUCCUGUGCGUGGACGUCCGGUUGGUCUAUUACCAGCUGGAUACAUUAGGCCAGAAGAUAGAGUGGUUCCUGUUGAGACUGGUGACAGUACCAACAGCAGCAGUGGAAGUUCGAGCGAGGAAGGUAGUGGAAGCGGAAGUGGAAGUGGAAGUGAAGGCAAGAGCAACGAAGACGUGGUCUAUGAUACGGAUUCGGAUAUUGAUUCCGAUGAUGGAGAAGAAGAUCACAGGUUCGGUCCAUAUGCGAACCAAGGCUCUUUCGGCAGUAUCAACACCGAGGAAGCUGAUUUGCGUUUGGCGCAGGACUUGGCUGAUGAGUUGGAUGUUGAGUUGACUCCUCCUCCUAGGGUCGCACAGGUUAUUGACCUUACGGAGGAGUGAGAAAGGAGUUUCGAUCGAGGAAAGUCUUCAGUCAUCGGAAUUUUCGAGACGGCUAUGUCGUCGUUGGUCAUUCUUCAAGACUUUAGCACACAUGUGAGCGCUUAGAGGCAUGGUUAUUUCGGUGGAGUUGCAGGUUGGUGGAUCAUUCUCAAUAGCAGGCGUUGGCUACGGAGUCUUUCAAAAAGUUAUCUCGGCAGGGUCUAAACAACAUGGGCAAUAUUUCGGCGGGAAUGGGCAUCAAAUAAUCUGGAGAGGCUUUACGUGGUCUUACCAGAGGGCCUUGAUGCUGUUUCCGGGC
Mollisia scopiformis is the source of this 1754-nucleotide messenger RNA. RefSeq lists its product as uncharacterized. Lineage: Eukaryota; Fungi; Ascomycota; Leotiomycetes; Helotiales; Mollisiaceae. The record is from RefSeq and is a predicted model, not a curated record. Bases 167 to 1456 code for a protein of 429 amino acids. The transcript is spliced from 4 exons.